AUGAAGGAAGCGAUACAUAAAAGAAGAGUUGCGGAGAGAUGUGAAGGACGGCCAAAUGUUGGUGUCGGAAGCGUCGGAAAAGUGAAAGUUCUUAUGAUGCAAGAAUUAGACUCCUCUGUUUCAGUCAACUGUCUCGAGACCCGGAAAAGGACAUACACGCUGGCGAUCAAGUCGACGGCGAAAUCGGGUCGGGAAGCUAGAGCCGGCAAGAAGGUUGUUCACCACAUUCAAUGUUCGCCGCACCGGAUGCCUAUGCUGGCAUCGGAAGACAUUGCCGGCGGGGAAAGAAGUCCGAUCAGAAAAGGAGUACUAGCUGAGAGGAGGAGGAGAAGUCAACUUGUGGAAAUUGUGGACUUGAAAUGUGGGAAUCGAUUGGGGAAAAGAUCGUCUUCUGAUCCCAUUGCCAGUCAGAUCAUAAGGCUAAGAUUCUCUAAACUUUCGGGUUGA
Messenger RNA from Oldenlandia corymbosa var. corymbosa, 447 nucleotides. NCBI's taxonomy places the organism in Eukaryota, Viridiplantae, Streptophyta, Magnoliopsida, Gentianales, Rubiaceae. The record is from the annotation of a GenBank genome assembly.